GAGAGAAAAGAAAAGAAGGGCGCGCAGGCGCGAUCUCGCCACUCGCUCGCUCGCUCGCGCUCGCUCCCCCGGGCCAAUCGGCACGCGGAGCCGUCGGCUCCCCGCUUUCCCCUUUUCUCGCCGCCGCCGCCCCCCCACUUGCCCCGCCAAGGGUGGCAGCACGCGCUCCCCUGGGCCGCGCCCCACCUCUCUCUGCCCGAUCAGCCGUUGGUGUCGCGCGCCUGCGCGCAAGGGCAACAGGAGGAGGCGGAGGCAGGCGGCUGUGGUGGUGGUGGAGACGGGGACGGGGAGAGCAGCCGAGGCGGGAGCGGGCGGCGCUCCUCAGCCAUGGCGGAGCGAGGGGUGCCCGGCGGAGGCGGCAGCCAGCGGGGAUCGGCGGCCCCGUCCCCCCUGCAGCCCGCCGCCCCGUCGUCUUCGUCGUCCUCUGCCGCCGCCGCCGCCUCCUCGUUGUCGUCCUCGGCGGCUCCGGCUCCUCCUCAGAGCGCCCCGGGGCAGCAGCAGCAGCAGCAACCGCCGCCGACGCCUCCGUCCUUGAUGCCGCCGCCCCCGGCGCCCCCUCAGUCCUCCGCCCCCCUGGGCCCCGUGGGGGGCGCCCCGCUCGCGGCCACGGCGGGGGGGCGCCCCGUCCAGAUGAACCUGUACGCCACCUGGGAGGUGGACCGGAGCUCGCCCAGCUGCGUGCCCAGGUUGUUCAGUUUGACCUUGAAAAAGCUCAUCAUGCUCAAAGAGAUGGACAAGGAUCUAAACUCUGUGGUCAUCGCAGUGAAGUUGCAGGGUUCAAAGAGGAUUCUGAGAUCCAAUGAGAUUGUCUUGCCUGUCAGUGGACUUGUGGAAACGGAGCUUCAGUUGACCUUCUCGUUACAGUACCCCCACUUCCUGAAGCGAGAUGCUAACAAGCUGCAGAUCAUGCUGCAACGGAGGAAGCGCUACAAAAACAGGACCAUUCUGGGCUACAAAACCCUAGCCGUGGGACUUAUCAACAUGGCUGAGGUUAUGCAGCAUCCAAGUGAAGGAGCCCUGGUGCUUGGACUCCACAGCAACGUGAAAGACGUUUCAGUCCCUGUUGCCGAGAUUAAAAUCUAUUCUCUGUCCAGCCAGCCGAUCGACCAUGAAGGGCUCAAAUCAAAAUUAUCAGAUCGGUCACCUGACAUUGACAACUACUCGGAGGAGGAGGAGGAGAGCUUCUCUUCUGAACAGGAAGGGAGUGAUGACCCCUUGCAUGGGCAGGAUUUGUUUUAUGAAGAGGAGGACCUUAGGAAGGUGAAAAAAACUAGAAGGAAACUGACCUCGGCUUCUGCCAUCACUCGGCCAAAUAUUAAGCAGAAGUUUGUGGCUUUGCUGAAGAGGUUCAAAGUCUCGGAUGAGGUCGGCUUUGGGCUGGAGCAUGUGUCCCGGGAGCAGAUUCGGGAGGUUGAGGAGGACCUGGACGAGCUCUACGACAGCCUGGAGAUGUACAACCCCAGCGACAGCGGCCCUGAGAUGGAGGACACGGAGAGCAUCCUCAGCACGCCAAAGCCAAAGCUCAAGCCUUUCUUUGAGGGGAUGUCCCAGUCCAGCUCCCAGACUGAAAUCGGCAGCCUUAACAGCAAAGGGAGCCUCGGGAAAGAUGCCACCAGCCCAAUGGAAGCAUCCAUGGGGGACAAAAUGAAACCCCCCCGGAGUAAAAACACAGAUGACAGCAUCAAUGAAUCAGACACGCUGGAAUGGAAUGAGCAGGAUUCCUUUGCAGACUCCACCACUACCUUAGUCAUUCCAGAAAAAGUCAAGACGCCGAUGAAGACCAGCAAGGGAGAGCUUCAGAGCAUGGCAUCGCCUAGCAAAAUGGACAGUGCCACCCACACCCCCCGGCAGAAGCGCAGCACCCCGCUCAAAGAGCGCCAGUUCUCCAAGCCCCUCAGUGAAAGGACGAACAGUUCGGACAGUGAACGGUCACCAGACCUAGGCCACAGUACACAGAUUCCUCGCAAGAUCGUCUACGACCAGCUGAACCAGAUCCUCGUGUCCGACGCCGCUCUGCCAGAAAACAUCAUCCUUGUGAACGCGGUUGACUGGCAAGGCCAGUAUGUAGCCGAUCUCCUUCAGGAUCAGAAGAAGCCGGUGGUUUGCACGUGCUCCACCAUUGAAGUGCAAGCCGUCCUCUCUGCCAUCCUCACCCGGAUCCAGCGAUACUGCAACUGUAACUCGUCCAUGCCGCGUCCGGUGAAGGUGGUGUCCGUGGGGGGCCAGAGCUACCUCAGCGCCAUCUUGAGGUUUUUUGUGAAGCAGCUGGCCAACAAGACCUCCGACUGGCUGAGCUACAUGCGGUUCCUCAUCAUCCCACUAGGCUCUCAUCCUGUAGCCAAGUACAUGGGCUCCGUGGACAGCAGAUACAGCAGUACGUUCCUGGACACCACCUGGAGAGAACUCUUCAGCAAGUCCGAGGCUCCUGUGACUGAAUCCCUCGAUGUGGUUGGGCGCAUCAUGCAAUAUGUGAGUGGCGCCAACGUGACCCACCACCUGCCUGUGGCCGAGGCCAUGCUGACCUGCAAACACAAAUUCCAAGAUGAAGAUUCUUACCAGAAGUUCAUCCCUUUCAUUGGGGUGGUUAAAGUGGGCCUCAUUGAAGAUUCUCCUGCCGCUACAGGGGAGGGAGACGACGCUCCUGUCAUCAGCCUCACGGUCCCCUCCACCUCGCCCCCUUCUUCUUCUGGCCUGGCCAGGGACGCCACCGCCACCCCUCCGUCGUCCCCCUCGAUGACGAGCGGACUGGCUGUCAUGGGGUCCCCCAACAGCCCUUACGGUGACGUCAUUGGGCUGCAGGUGGAUUACUGGCUCGCUCAGCCCACGGACAAGCGGAAGGAAGGGGAGAAGAGGGACGCCAGCUCCAAGAACACCCUCAAGAGCGUCUUCCGCUCAGUGCAGGUGUCCCGGCUCCCCAACAGCGGGGAAGCCCAGCUUUCCGGAACCAUGGCCAUGACGGUUGUCACCAAAGAGAAGAAUAAGAAAGUUCCCACCAUAUUCCUGAGCAAGAGACCCAAAGACCGAGAGGUGGACUCCAAGAGCCAAAUGAUCGACGGCAUCAGCCGGCUCAUCUGCUCGGCCAAGCAGCAGCAAACCAUGCUGAAAGUUUCCAUCGACGGCGUGGAGUGGAGCGACAUCAAGUUUUUCCAGCUCGCCGCCCAGUGGCCAACCCACGUGAAGCACUUCCCUGUCGGACUCUUUGGCUCGAAGCCCGCCUGAUGGGGACCGUGCGGCGGCCCCUCCUGCGUCCUCAUUGCUCUGCAGCCAAACCAUCCGCCAGACCGGAGCUGUCCUGUGGUAACGUCAUCCGUGUCGCGUCACUGUGUGUUGCUCUGGCCUCGCCAGGGAGGGACCCGGCUCUGUGGCCGAGAGAGAGGCUCCAUCUCUGCCUGCAGCCCACGAGCUGCCCGCCCGCCGCUUUCUCUUGUUUGCUGCCACGUCGUCUUGUGGGUGUCCAGCCGCCAUCUCUGCGUCUUGGGGCCGAGGCCCGCCGCGGGGGGUUCCACUGGUCUCCCGCCCGGAACUGGCACCCCUGUGCCUUCCGGAAGGACACUUCUGAGAACUUGAGGGCCUGCAAAAACCUGCCGCUGGGAAGCCUCGUCCCUGUGCUGCGUCCGCGCUUUGCUGAGCCAACCAAGAGCGGAGCGCGCUCUUUGCCGACGGUGUGCGCUUGUGCUCGCUCCGUGUCUCUGUCCUCCAUUUCAGACUUGGCCUUUCCGACAAGCACAAAGUGGGGAAGCCCACAGGUGGCUGUUUGGCUCGUCAGGCAACCCCGCGGGGCUCCCUCCGAGCCCGGCCUCUGCCCCCUCCUGGUGUCACUCUCCCUGAGUCAUCAUUCCCGCCAGGCGCCUCUGUGGGUCUUCCCUUCCUCCCCACCGGUCACCAUCCAGUGGUUCACCCCCAGCACUUUUCCCUUGGGGUCCAGAGCCUGGCUCCCUGUGGGUCUUUCCAGCAUGAUUGCACGGAGGCGUGUCUGCAGCGGAGAGGUCAGACCCCACUUGCAUGUGAGGCCCGGCCAGGUGGCCGGUGGUUCCAGGCAGCGGGCUGACAUCCGGCGCGCCGUGUUUGCUGUGCCUGGCGGCAGAGCGGAAAGGGACGUCAGCCCAGCCACGUCCCGUGGAGCAGCGGCUGCCCUGUGUCCCUCCAGUUCUCCGCACUCUUGAGCCCAUCUCCUUGGCAUUCCUGCGGCGGUCCCAGCAGCCGCCGCCACCACCCUGCCUUUCCCGGGUUGCUUUUCCGAAGCGGCCUCCGCCCUCUCCCCGGAUCUCCGGUGUGCCAUAGCAGAGAUCGCAGCCCUUGCCAACCGCCCCUCCAGCUCAGCCGCUGCUCGGACCGGAGCCGUCGCCCCCUCCCGUGCCUGCUGGGAGGCUGGCCGUCAGGGCUGGCUUUAGGGCUGACCAGUGGGGCAGCGAUCCCACACGCCUUCACCAGUCAUGCUCCCGGGAUCUCUUGGAGGGAGGUGAGCUGGAGAGGGCCUGUCCCUGCGUGAGAAGACACAGGUCUCUCCCUGGCAGGGCGUUUGCGCAUGCUCGAUAUGAUCUCUCCCCCAAACGCCUUCCCUUCCCACUGCCUCUCCUUAUCACGCUGGGCUCCUGUGGUGUCGGGGGGGGGGGGACGGACACAGAGGCUGGUAUUCCAGGGGGACAGGCGGGUCUCUCUUCCACCCCCCACCGGCCCCUUCUCACCUGGCAGGCUUUUGCCAGCAGAAGCCAAGUGCUUGCCCAGAUCCUCCCUGUUUCUAACCUGCUCCACUCCCGUCGUCGUCGUCCUUCUAGGCACCCCGGCGUCAGCCCCGUUGGCUGGCCGAGAAGAUCCCUAGGCCCCAGCGCCUCCACAGGUGCCGUCUAAAAGUGAUGCCGACAUUCUGUAACGCACCCUGGAGGCACUUUCUGGAUUCCUGGACGGCGGACCGGCAGAGCUCCUUGAUCCUGGCCGAUCAAGGACCUCUAGGGCCCCGCCCUUGGGGGUGGAAGCUGGGGCUCUGUGGCGCGACUUUGCCAGUCGGGAUCUGCUCCCGAGCCCGCAAAGUGGCCUUGCUCUUGUCUGCCUUUCAGGGGAGGCAUCGGUGAUGGAGGAGGCCUCGGCAUGCUGGGCCUCCUUGCGUCUGGCAUCAGAUCCCCGUCUCAGUCGGAAACGCCGCCUGUCUGGAUGAGACGGCCGGCGGGAGGGAGUCCAUUCUCCAGUUUCGUGGACCCCGGGGGUUUGCGGGCAGCUGCUGCCUCGGCAUGAAGGGAGUGUGUGUGUGUGUCUGUCUCGGGUUCUCUCGAGCAGGGGGGCCUGUAAAGAAGCACAACCCGGAAGGCUCUUCCCCGCCUGCUUGGCUGGAAUGCUGCCUCUCUGUCUCCCAGUUGUCUCCAGCUGCUUCCGAGGGCGGCGGCUGUGAGAGAGAAAAGGCCACUGUGUGGAGGGCACGGACUGGGCGCUGCAAGGCCCCUUGCCGGGACGGGGGCCUUCCCCUUGGAGCCAGCCCCCCGGUUCGGCACCCAGGCUGAGCUGCUGCAAUCCAACCCCACCACCAGCACCAGCAGUCACGUGCCCAUUCCUGGCUCGUGGGCAGGCUCGCCAGCUCGGGCACGUCUGCGUCCAGUGCAGGCGUCCGGCGGGGAGGCUUGGUGCGGAUGGGGUUGGUCAGUGACCUCUCGCCUCUGCCUCGACUGGGCGGGAGUCUUUGCCUCUUCCUCUGGCUUUGGGCCAGUCGGAAAGAGACGGAGAGACGUGUCUGGGGCGGGGGGGGGGAGCCCUGGCAGAAGCCUGGACCGUCUGGAGCUGCAGUCCAGGCCUCUGCAGAAGUGGCCACGAGCCGCCUCCUCCAGCCCGAUGGGGGCAGUGUUGCCACUGCCUCCCGCGUGUCUGCUGCGUUGCGUUGGCCACCGUGGCCUGGGCUUGUUUGGCGGUGAGGCCACUUGCCAGUCUUCAGGGCUGGCCAGCUGGCUUCUUUUCUCCCUCCUCCUCCCCCUCCUCUAAAACGUCCUGCAGGGUCUCCUGCCUUUCCCACUGCUUUCCCUCCAAACUCCCAAGGGACAGUGGGCAGAGGGUCCUUCCCCAAAGCAGCUGCGUGGAGGACCCAGAGUCUGCAGCUGCUGAAUGGGUGCCGAGUGUGUCGUCCUCGGAUCCCAGCCGGUUGGCAUCGUCUUCCCCCGCCCCUGUAUCUUUCCUCCGCGCUCCGCCCCAGACCCUGACACCCAACCUCGCCCCCUCCCCACCACAUCCCGCAGACAGAGAAGCCCCCAGCUAGCUUUCCUUUGGGGAAGAGGAGGCAGGCCCAGUUCCUAGGGAGGACUCCUGUGCCCGGAAGCGAGUGCGCAAGGGAGGCCACUGGGGGGGUGUGCAGAGGUGGUGAGGGCCAGCUCCUGCCUGCGCUUGGGCCACCCGGACCAUCUUCAGGCCCCUAGCCGGCCACCUGAGAAAUCCCACCAAAGAGCCCAUGGACUGAUCCUCCUGGGGGAGGGAGAGCCAGGGCGGGAGAAGCCGGGCUCCAGAGAGCUCCCCGGGGUUGGGGUCCACGGCUUCCACCCAGCCAGGCACACCUUGCCUCUGGCCUAAUUUCUCGUGUCUUUUGACUGUUACAGUGAGUGGGUCCCGCUGGGGCCCCCGUUGUGUGUCCUGUUCUGCCGUGUGGAUUUUGCACAUUCUGGAACUUCCUUUAAUUCAGAUGAUCUGGAUUUCUCUGUGCUCUUCUGUGUCUCCGCCACUGUACAGAGAUAUGAGUUUUGUAUAUAUAUAUACUGUAAUCUCAUGGUUAUUUUUUUGUAAGCGUGUUAAGUCUCUUUGCUUUGGAUUGCAGGUCCCAACCUCCCAAGCGGUUCACGUUCAGAAUCUCUGUUUGGGUUGGAUUUGGGGGGCCUUGUUGGUAUUUGACACAUUUUAUUCUUGGGGUCUGUUGUGUCCCCCCCUCCCCAUUUUGGAGUUUUUCAUUAAAUAAACUGUUUUUUUUCUUAA
Messenger RNA from Hemicordylus capensis (graceful crag lizard), 6939 nucleotides. It is a transcript of the gene PACS1, whose product is annotated as phosphofurin acidic cluster sorting protein 1. The record is from RefSeq and is a predicted model, not a curated record. Lineage: Eukaryota; Metazoa; Chordata; Lepidosauria; Squamata; Cordylidae. Gene Ontology annotation, biological process: protein localization to plasma membrane. Gene Ontology annotation, molecular function: transmembrane transporter binding. The coding region runs from base 328 to 3219 and encodes 963 amino acids. The transcript is spliced from 24 exons.